AGACACACACAGCAGCAGCUCCACCUCCACGCUGACCAUCACAGGCACACAGAGGCACAACCACCUCACAUCCACCUCAUACUUGUGUACUCUCAGGGUUCAGUCUUCCAUCCUAUCCCUCUCUGAUCUGUGCCUCCCAAUACCUUCUAAGAUGUUUACAGAGACCCUUCUCCCUGUGCAGUUAGGAGCGUGAGGCAAGAGAGCCCCUACUUCAUGGGGCAGAUCAAGAGCUGAGACCAAAGAUGGUCUAUGUUGCUGACCUUGUCCUGUCCUCCUACUGUCUUAACUAUGAGCCCUGCUGUGGUCACUGAAGCUUUUCCCUGUGAGCAGUGGUGUGUGAGAGCCAGGCGUCCCUCUGCCUGACCACUCAGUGGCAACUCCCUGGAGCUGUUCUGUCCUUUGUGAGCUCAGCAGUUCCCUCUUUCAGAACUCGCUGCUAAGAGCCCUGAACAGGAGCCACGAUGCAGUGCUUCAGCUUCAUUAAGACCAUUAUGAUCCUCUUCAAUUUGCUCAUCUUUCUGUGUGGUGCGGCCCUGUUGGCAGUGGGCAUCUGGGUAUCAAUCGAUGGGGCAUCCUUUCUGAAGAUCUUCGGGCCGCUGUCGUCCAGUGCCAUGCAGUUUGUCAACGUGGGCUACUUCCUCAUCGCAGCCGGCGCUGUGGUCUUUGCUCUUGGUUUCCUGGGCUGCUAUGGUGCUCAGACUGAGAGCAAGUGUGCCCUCAUGACGUUCUUCUUCAUCCUCCUCCUCAUCUUCAUUGCUGAGGUUGCAGCUGCUGUGGUCGCCUUGGUGUACACCACAAUGGCUGAGCACUUCCUGACGUUGCUGGUAGUGCCUGCCAUCAAGAAAGACUAUGGUUCCCAGAAAGACUUCACUCAAGUGUGGAACACCACCAUGACAGAGCUCAAGUGCUGUGGCUUCACCAACUACACGGAUUUUGAGGACUCGCCCUACGUCAGAGAGAACAAUGCCUUUCCCCCAUUCUGUUGCAAUAACGUCACCAACACAGCCAAUGAAACCUGCACCAAGGAAAAGGCUGACGACCAGAAAGUACAGGGUUGUUUCCAACAGCUUUUGUAUGACAUCCGAACUAAUGCAGUCACCGUGGGUGGUGUGGCAGCUGGAAUUGGGGGCCUCGAGCUGGCUGCCAUGAUUGUGUCCAUGUAUCUGUACUGCAAUCUACAAUAAGUACACUUGUGCCUCUGCCACUACUGCUGCCACAUGGGAACUGUGAAGAGGCACCCUGGCAAGAAGCAGUGAUGGGGGAAGUGUCAGGAUCUAACAAUGUCACUUGGGCCAGAGUCGACCUGCCCUUUCUGCUCCAGAUUUGGGGCUAGAUAGGGACCACUCCUUUUAGGCGGUGCCUGACUUUCCUUUCAUUGGCAGGUGGGUGGGUGGGGGGCAUUCCACAGCCUCUAAGGUAGCCAGUUCUGUUGCCCAUUCCCCCAGUCUAUUAAACCCUUGAAACGCCCCCUAGGCCUAGUGGUGAUCCCAGUGCUCUACUGGGGGAUGAGAGAAAAGCAUUUUAUAGCCUGGGCAUAAGUGAAAUAAGCAGAGCCUCUGGGCGGAUAUGUAGAAAGCACUUCAAAAUGCAUAAACCAGUGACAAUGUU
Messenger RNA from Piliocolobus tephrosceles (Ugandan red Colobus), 1608 nucleotides. It is a transcript of the gene TSPAN1, whose product is annotated as tetraspanin 1. NCBI's taxonomy places the organism in Eukaryota, Metazoa, Chordata, Mammalia, Primates, Cercopithecidae. The record is from RefSeq and is a predicted model, not a curated record. Gene Ontology annotation, cellular component: plasma membrane. The transcript has 9 exons. The coding region runs from base 462 to 1184 and encodes 240 amino acids.